Messenger RNA from Sinocyclocheilus anshuiensis, 2118 nucleotides. Its product is annotated as transcription factor-like 5 protein. The transcript has 7 exons. Gene Ontology annotation, cellular component: nucleus. Bases 698 to 1885 code for a protein of 395 amino acids. The record is from RefSeq and is a predicted model, not a curated record. Gene Ontology annotation, molecular function: protein dimerization activity; DNA-binding transcription factor activity, RNA polymerase II-specific; RNA polymerase II cis-regulatory region sequence-specific DNA binding. Gene Ontology annotation, biological process: spermatogenesis; regulation of DNA-templated transcription. Lineage: Eukaryota; Metazoa; Chordata; Actinopteri; Cypriniformes; Cyprinidae.
UAAGAACUUAAAUCAACCCUAAAUGUAUUGGCUAUACUAUAAUCACAAAAAAAGGGCAGCUGUUUCUUCAACAAGACCACAAAAUGGGCAAGUUUCAUCAUUAUCAAGAUACUUGCAGAUAGAUGAAUUAAACCUGUCACUCAUCUUUUAAGUUGUUGCGCUUGUUAUAACGUCGUAGGUCACAUGAUAACGUCAACAUAGCGGAUGAUAUCCGAAUCGCAUUCAUACUGUGCUUCAGGCUGUACACUCUCAUAGCGCUCGGUAAGUAAGUACUUAAAGAAAUUAAGUGCCUAUAACUUAGAAAGUAUGCGGUUUCGAACGCAGCCCGACAACAUCUCGUUUUGACAUCUCGCGUGGUUCUGUGUGAUUUGGACAACUUCAAGUUACGCCCCCUUGUUCAAGUUACGCCCCUCUCUUGCAGUCCGCAGACAGACCCUUCUCGUAAAUACAGGAGGCAUAUAUCACUACUUUGCGGGUUUGAUAUACAGUUUGCAGUCAAAAAAAUAAAUAAAAAUACAGGUUGCAGUCCUGAAACAGACUGCAUCAUUGGGAUUUUAACUAUGGUCUUAACGUGAUACUUACUCCAAAAACAAAAAAAACACGAAAAGUAAAAUGACAAAGGGGUGUGACGUCACUAACGACGCAAGCAGCGCACGAACGUCUAUCGUGUUCAGUUUCCGAGCAGUUGUGUGUCAGGAUGAGCACAUCGAUGGCCUGUAAGAGUCAACAUGCAGCAGAUGUCUAUGAGCCUGUGGGCCAAAGCUCAGAGCUCAGCCUGGUGGCGAUGACGGAGGUAGAGUACUUGCAGCACAUUAUUCAGAGCCACAUUGAUGCUCAGGUGACCGAGACGGACAGCUCGGGCCUUUCACAGCUUGAAGAAAGCUUGUAUGACGAGCCAGAGAGGCGUCUGGCCUGCUCGCCUCAGAGCCUCUUAGUGUGCAGGCCGGAGGGGCCAUCAGCGGGGCCGGUGGACCUGCAGGACAUCAAGAUGCUGUUGCUGAGCGAGUCGAACACCACGCCUGCCAGCAGCGCCGAGGUGCCAGGCUCAGUGCUGAGCAGAGUCCAGUGUGUCGUCGAAGAGAGGGCCGAUGAACGGCCCCUGGAGGGGAGACCCAGCCCAGCUGCGCGUGUCUGCCUGGAGAAGAGAUUUUUAUCAGUGCUUUGUCAUUCUACAAACACUUCAGGGAUAGCCACACAUGCACAAACAGAGAAAUGGAGUAAACCAGACAAGAUGGUGAAAAUACAGGGCACGCAUCCAUACGAAGGACGUCUGUUCAAAUCGGGUGUGCAGUCUGAGCUGAUCAUUCCUACAGAGCUGACUGUGAGUUUCAGAGCAGAUAAAGGCCCCGAGGCUGUGAUGAGAGCUCCGCUUGUCAUUUACACGGACACUGCUGACCAGCAAACUGCAGACACACUGAAGAAUGAGGCGGUGGAUAAAGCUGCGCACCCCAUCAAGCGUGUCCGCACAAGGCCUCUCAGCUCAUCUCAUAUCAUGCAGGACUCGGAGAACUGGAAGCCGUACGCCGGUAUGUGCGGGACUAAACGUUGCAGGACAAGACCUCUCAUGGACCGAACUCAGCGCAAAGAAGUACACAACAGAAAGGAGCGCGAUCGCAGGAGAAGGAUCCGUCUGUGCUGUGACGAGUUAAACCUGCUGGUGCCGUUCUGUUACGCUGACACCGAUAAAGCCACCACACUGCAGUGGACCACGGCCUUCCUCAAAUACAUCCAGGAAAUACACGGAGACCGACUCAAGCAGGAUUUCCAGAGCACUUUCUGUGGCAAGACUGGACUGCGGUUGAAGCCUAGCUGUGUUUCAGUGGCACAUCUCCUCGAACCCUAUAAAAACACGACAGAGCCUGUGGACUCAUCCUCGCACAGCUGACUUCCUGUUCUCUGCUGCAGCGUUGUGAAUGUGUGCCUGUAGUUUGACAUGAAUGUUUUCCGCGUGGGUUUAUUGCAUGAUGCUAGUUCCUCUCUUCCACUAGCCCGUGUCCAGAAGACCCUGAGCGUUUGUUGUCUUAGACCAGCUCGAGUGUAGACCGAGGCUCAACCCACUGUUCAUUUUAUUUCAAACCGUCACGUCUGCAGAGCAAACCCUACUGUAAUAUAGUUCAC